Numida meleagris (helmeted guineafowl) is the source of this 1031-nucleotide messenger RNA. Its product is annotated as transmembrane 4 L6 family member 1-like. Lineage: Eukaryota; Metazoa; Chordata; Aves; Galliformes; Numididae. The transcript is spliced from 5 exons. Gene Ontology annotation, cellular component: membrane. The record is from RefSeq and is a predicted model, not a curated record. The coding region runs from base 19 to 609 and encodes 196 amino acids.
CCCCAGCAGAGAGCCACCAUGUGCACAGGGAAGUGUUCGAGGUGCAUUGGGAUCACACUGUUCCCGCUGGCUGCAUGUGCUAUAGUCUCCAACAUCCUCCUGUACUUCCCCAAUGGACAAGUUCUGCAGCUCAGUGAGAUUACCGAUCUGGUCUGGUUUUUCCAAGGCAUUCUGGGAGCUGGAAUACUGGUUAUUUUGCCGGCAUUCAUGAUGCUGGGAGCAGGCGGAGCAGGAUGUUGCGCUAACAGAUGUGGGAUGCUGCUGUCAGUGCUUCUGGCUCUGCUGGGGUUUGCAGGAGGAGUGUACUGUGCAGUCUUCUCCUCAAUGGGGCUGAUUGGGGGCCCUCUGUGUGAUACGGGUGAUGGGGAAUACCUCUAUCCUUUCAGAAACAACACUCUAGAAUACAAUUAUUUGUUCAACCAGACAACAUGGAGCAUUUGCAAAGAACCUGAAAACAUCGUCCUUUGGAACAUUGUCCUUUUCUCUAUUCUCCUGGCCAUUGGUGUGAUUGAAGCAAUUCUUUGCUUAAUUCAAGUCACCAAUGGCCUUAUUGGAUUUGUGUGUGGCACAUGUAUGAGGAGAAGAAAGACAAAUAUUUCGGGAAUGUGAACCACCUGCAGAGGAUACCAAGACAUGCCUUGAGCUGCAAAGUUAUAAGAAUAAUGCACUGUGCUGUAUUUAUGAGGGGGAACAAAGAAACCCACAAAUGUUCAGGAGUUUCAGGGGGGUAAAGUGGAUUUUUUUAAUGAAGAAAUCAAGGUUGAAAAUGGCUGGGUCAUUUCCAAAUUUCCAUCUCUCUAAAUACUCCUGCUGAAACUCAGGUACUGGCAAAAACACAAAUCUGUCUGGGCUGGUCUGCCAUGUUUAUGUAUAAAGCAAGGUCCCCAAAUAGAAGCUCACCAUUUGGCCUCUGUGUACCUGGGAAACUGAAUCACUGACAAUGUGUGCAUUUAUCAGCUGCACAAAGCAGGAUGUAAAUAGCUCUGCCUGGAUGUAAAUAGCUUCCUGUCUCCCUCAGACUUACCUUCAGC